GACUGUUUGUCAUCUAAUUUAGAAAUCUAUUUUUUUUAUUAUAAUAUUAGUUAAACCCGUUGUUUUAUUUAUUUUAUAAAUAUGUCUCGACCUGGCGAUAGACCAAAUCAAGCUCAGACAUAUAAACUUGUCGUGGUCGGCGGUGGCGGGGUGGGAAAAAGUGCAAUUACAAUACAAUUCAUUCAGAGUUAUUUCGUGACUGAUUAUGACCCCACCAUUGAGGACAGUUAUACUAAACAGUGUGUCAUUGAUGAUUCACCAGCAAAGUUGGACAUUCUAGACACGGCUGGCCAGGAGGAGUUCAGUGCUAUGCGCGAGCAGUACAUGAGGUCCGGCGAAGGAUUCCUCCUGGUGUUCUCAGUGGCAGAUCACGCGAGCUUCGAUGAACUUUACAAAUUCCACAAGCAGAUCCUUCGUGUGAAGGAUCGAGACGAAUUCCCCAUGCUCAUGGUUGGGAAUAAGGCAGACUUGGAGUCGCAAAGAGUGGUAUCACUAGAGGCGGCUCAAGCCCUCUCGCGUCAGUUGAAGGUUCCAUAUAUAGAAUGUAGUGCGAAGGCGCGCAUGAACGUGGACCAGGCGUUCCACGAGCUGGUGAGGCUCGUCCGCCGCUUCCAGGAGGCCGAGAGGAUCAACAACAAAUCAAAUUAUACACCCCACAAGAAACGGACCUGCGUUAUGUUGUAACAGAAGACUGUGGUUGUAUACACAUGAGUGAAGUUGUACUAAGCAUAAGUACAUAAUUAUAUUUAUAUUGAACAAUAUUUUGUAUAAAAAAAAUAUUUUGUUCAUUUCAAUAGUUACAUUGUAUUUUUGUAUUCACUCGAGUGAUUUUUGUUUAUAUUCCUUAUGCGAUAAGGUAUUUAUUUUCAAUAUUUUUUUAGGUUAUCUUUAAGUAAUGUUUAGUUAUUAUUUUGUUGAUAGAGACUAAGGCUGCUGAUAUACAGUCGGUUUGUUGUCAAGUUGAUCUAUUGCAAUUAACAUUUGUGAACUCCCAUUAAGCAAUUGGUUGUCUCGCCCAUUUUGAAAAUAGUCUAACUGUGUAUUAGCAGCCUAAAAUGUAGUCAAUCUGUGUUAAAAUAAUUUAAUUAUAAUUCAAUAAUUUAAUUUUUAUUUUCUAUGAUUAAGUUUGAGAAUUUGACAUGAUUUAACUUUGAUUUUUGUUUACUCUACAUCAGCCCUAGGUUGAAAUGUAAACAGAAUGUUGUAGAAGAGAGGUUAUGAUUUGUAAACUAGAUUAUUAUAUCAUUCCUACAUCACAACUUGCUAUACACAUAAAAAUAAUGUUAAGAAUUUGUUUAAACUUAUGGGGACUAUAAACAGUCAAGCUACCAUAGGCAGUUUCCAGGUUGUAAAACAGAGAUGGCGCUGCUUGAUCUAGAUGCUUGGCCGUCUAUGGGCUGUCAAUAUUUAUCAUAUUUAUUUUCGUAAUCAGUUUGUCUAUGGUGCCAUACCAAAAUCACCAAAUAGCUGUAAAUAUGACUUAUGGCUUUAAUGUUCCGUAUUAUUUUCUCUUUUUAUUUCUUUCGUUGUUCUGCGUGAGUGUGGGAAAGAGACAAAGUAUAAUUUUCCUAAUUAUUGUUGUUAAAGUAAAACUAAAUAUUCUUAUUAAGAAAUAAAUACAUAUAACUGAAGAGAAUUAGGCCAAAAAGUAAAGUCUAUCUUUCAUUUUCUGACUUCUUUAGACUAUGGUCGUCUAUGGAAAUUGUAAAGCGACUAAUUACACAAUAAGUUUCGCAAGUCCCACAGAUCCAAAAAAUCGUUAUAUGUUUUUUUUACAUUUGCAACGAACCUAUUCGUCACUCGGGUAGACCAAUAUAUAACUACAAAUUGUUAAGCACAUAUAUAAAGGUGCUAUAUAAUACCUAGCUAAUAUAUUACACAUUUCUUUUUUAUAUAUAUGACAUAGGAUACAAUCCUUUGUUUAUUUUUUGUUAUAUUUUUUAUUCUACAAGCGAAAAUUUACGAAAACAUAUUAACACUCGAAUAAAAUAAAUAUACGAGAUUGAAAUAGAUUUUUUUAUUUCCAAAACUAAUACUAAAGUUUAUUUUCGCUUGUAUUUUUUUAAUAAAUAAAUAAAUAUUAAAUAGAGUAUUGUAAUAACAUUAAAUAAGUUGUGUAUGGAUAAUCGUAUUGUAAAUUAUAAAGUUUGUAAUAUAAGUAUAAGAAAACUGUAAGAAUGACGUGUGAUUACGUCUCGAAACCAAAUACUAAUUUGUAUUAUUUUCUUUAAUAUUUUUCCGACAGUUAUUUACUUAUGUUUAACGUUUGAAAUUUUUUCGAAUGGUCACUCUUUGAAUGGGGACCAUAUUUAAUUAAAUAACUAAAAUGUUAUAGUAAUCUACUAAUAUCCGAGAAUAUACAUUUAAAUAGUAUAAUUUUAUUAAAAAUAUUACAGUUACAAAAUUCAUUCAAUUGUACUAACUAUAUUUUUUUUCGGAGUAGUCCAAUUUCGAAAAAAAUUUAAUAGGUAUAUACAUUUUUUUAAUUCGCUAUCAAUAGCAUGUGUGAGACCACAAAUAGUCUGCUAUAUAGCACAAUAAUUGUGGUCUCACACAUGUUAAUGCUUCCAGUACUAGAGUAGUCUGGUUACUGAACUGUAGUGGUGGUCAAGUUUCUGCACUGAAUAUUUGUGGUCUCACACAUGCUAAUGGUAGCAGAAUUAAACAAAAUAAUAUAAAUCCAUUAUAUAAUGAAAUUCUGAAAUUAAAAAUAAUAAUUUCACAAAGUAUAAACAUUUUUCUAAAAGAUUAUUAGGUCCAAUAUUUAAAUGAUAGACUCAAAUUAUUAAAAAUACAUUUGUAAUCGAAAACAAUUUUUCUGACGAUACUAAUUUCUAUAAGCAUGUUUCUGAUUACACUACUGAUAUAAAAUUUUGUAUUCCACAUAUUGAAACGAUAGUCCUUACGAUGUAUAAUAGUAUUAUAAACGAAACCGAAGUUUUUGAUGUGUAUAUUUACCCAAGGUUCCUAUGUGAAUUUUGUUGAUUUCAUAUGGGAAUCUUGCAAACAGUAGGGACUUAAUGUUAGAAAGAGAUGUAAUGUAUAUUUUUAUAUGGUAGUAAAAUUGGUCUUUACGCAGUUUUUUGCUGAGCGAACACAACGCAAUUCCAAUCAGAUAGUGUUGCAAGUAAAAAAAUAAUUUAAAUUAUUUUUAAAUAGAUAGAUAAGACGUUUGGUAUCCUUCAAAUUACGUAUAUAAAUGUGGACAAUAUAUAAAUAUACAUAAUUUUACAGUUAUAGUAUGUAUUAUUUCGCAUUAUAAAGGUCGUAAGUUCAGUAUGGAAGAUUGUUCAGGGACAGUGCGGUUUCAGAUGAAAUUUCUCCCGCAUACAUUUAGAUUAUGGAAUUAAUUACCUGCCGAGGUUUUCUCGAGAGCUACGGUAACCGUUUACCAUCACAUGGACCGUAGGCUUGUUUGCCACCAUCGUAGUAUAAAAAAAGCAAUAGCAGCGUAAUGGUACCACGUUAUCACAUG
Messenger RNA from Achroia grisella, 3475 nucleotides. It is a transcript of the gene Ras64B, whose product is annotated as ras-like protein 2. NCBI's taxonomy places the organism in Eukaryota, Metazoa, Arthropoda, Insecta, Lepidoptera, Pyralidae. The record is from RefSeq and is a predicted model, not a curated record. Gene Ontology annotation, molecular function: GDP binding; GTPase activity; GTP binding. Gene Ontology annotation, biological process: signal transduction. Gene Ontology annotation, cellular component: plasma membrane. The coding region runs from base 82 to 684 and encodes 200 amino acids. The transcript has 5 exons.